AAACAACAAUAAAAAAAAAAACUCAUUCCCACCUCACUGGUAUAAAAUAUGGUUGAAUUCAGACUUUGCUGUGAGGAAUUGCUUAGUCUCCAUUUCCCUCAUUGCUGAAUGGGGAUUAAUACUUCACAGGGUUGUAAUGUAGAGAGAAAAACACAUAGUAAAUGCUCCAAAUGAGGCUAUUCUAUUAUAUCUUAAAAGGAUAAAUGUUUUAAGAUCUGGUAGUUGGGAGAUGAUUUUUAAAACAGCAUCUUGACAAAUAGAAUAACAGCUAAUGUCUUCAUUUUUAUAGAAACUUAGCAUAGCUUUUUAAUGCAUAAUGUGCUUCUGAGUAAACAGUUAUAUUAUCUCCAUCAUGAAUUGGUCCUCAGGUAUAGAUGAAGUUUAAGAAGAUGACAGUCUUUCUCCCCCAAAGCAGAGCAGUGUGGUCCCUGCCAAGUAGAGCUGUGAAGCAAGUUUGCUGGAGCAAACAUUUUCUAAUUGAUAUGCAGUGUUUCAAGGAUGACUAAUGUCUAUCUAGUCGUGGCAGUGGAAGGGACAAUGAAUCGCUCUUCCCAGGCUGGCUUCCCCGGCAUUCCUGAAGAUAGAAAGCUUUACGUUGUGGAUUCCAUAAAUGACUUAAACAAACUAAACCUCUGCCCUGUGGAGUCUCAGCAUCUGUUCCCUCUCGAGGAGAAAGUCCCAGUCAUUGGCACUGACCCAGGGAAUGGAAGCCACAGUCUGUUUUUUGUGGGGCUGAUAAUUGUGCUGAUUGUCAGCCUGGCACUGGUUUCCUUCGUGAUUUUUCUAAUAGUUCAAACUGGAAACAAGAUGGAUGAUGUGUCGAGAAGACUAAUGGCUGAGGGAAAGGACAUAGAGGAUCUUAAGAAAAUCAACAGCAUGAUCGUAAAGCGCCUCAACCAACUGGACUCUAAACAGAACUAAAGAAGUGAGCGUCUAAGAACUGCUAACGCCUGAGCUUCGUACUUUCCUGGGAGUGGACGGGGUUAAGAAUUGAGCAAGCACAUUUCUGCAGGCAGCAAAUUAACUGGUUAGUGAACUCAGCCUGGGGCCACUUUCCGGGCAGGGAUGGGAAGGACUCCAAGGCGAAGGGGUGUGGGGACAACAGCCAGAAAGGGGCUUAUGUUAUCACAGGGUCCUUCUGCCAUAACGGGCUCCAGGGUGGCUGACAUGGUGGAGAGCCCACAGUAAGCAAGAGGAUUUGGCUCUGUAUGUGCACCUUCUCUUACAAAAGGAGCUUUGUCACCAGAAUAAGUUGAUGGUGCUGGAUGGAGCCCAUGUACCUUUAUGAACUUCCUUGAAGGCCUAAAGAAGUCAUUGAAUUAUUUGAAUGCAAAGGAUCCAGGUGAUAACUUUUCAAUAAAAGAAAUUCUGCUCAGGUGAUUACACAUUGACUCUUAUUUCCCCAGGGACAAGGGGUGGGUGGACUUUAGAGCUCGUUCGUUGCCUUCUGGUAUUUGCAGGUAGUAUUAGGUAUGUGUGGUGGUGAGGGGGUAAAAGAGAGCAGUUGAUUCAACUGAUGGUGAUGAGCUCUUACUUUGUGCAAGACCCCCUACUCUAGAGGAGCUUACAUUCAAGUAUGAGAACAAAGGACAUGUAUGAC
Molecule: messenger RNA, 1600 nt
Organism: Manis pentadactyla (Chinese pangolin)
Lineage: Eukaryota; Metazoa; Chordata; Mammalia; Pholidota; Manidae
Gene: LSMEM1
Product: leucine rich single-pass membrane protein 1
Exons: 4
Coding region: 499-921 (140 amino acids)
Source: RefSeq, a predicted model, not a curated record